AUGGAUCAGUUCCACCAUGGCCACCACGUGCGGCUGCGCAGCCCCGUGCGCAGCGCGUACCUGCACGCCGACGAGGACGGCCACGGCGUCUCCCUCGACCACCGCCGGGAUUCGAUGAACGUGGCCUGGGCGGUUCAUCUGGUCGAGGGUGACGACGCGCAUUACCUGCACCUCCACAGCGCCGCCUACGGCCGCUACCUCGCCUCCACGGCCGCGCCGGCGCCGCUCGGCCACCGCGGGCUCCGCGUCGAGCAGCGCAACUACAACCACACGGAUGGGACCGUGCUCGUUUGGCUGGCCGUCCUGUCCGACUCCGGGGACGAGGUCCUGCUCCAGCACUUCAACGGUCACUUCCUCCGCGCCAACGGGAGGUACCUCCCCUGGAACGACGGCGCCAGCGUCGACUACAUUAGCGACAUCCACCGAGUCAGCACUAUGAUGCACUGGGCCGUGGAGCACGUCCCCGCCAGGGAGGCCAUGCCUCCCCUUCCACCUCCGACCGGGCUUCCCUUCCCCGCCGCCAUGGUGCCGUCGCGGGUGAUCACGUACGCGUGGAGGAGCUACCACGGGGACCUCCUCGCCAGCGGCACGAUCGUGUUCAGGGGGAGAUCCGUGUUCCGCCUGAGGGAGGAGCUGGCCGGGCGGCUGGGCCUGGGCGUGGGCCUCCUUGCAAACUUGGGCGCCGACGACAUCGUCAUGUGCCUCCCCACAUGUGAUGCCCGGCUUUUCCCGCUCGUCGUCGACCUGCCCAACAGCCGCUAGAGCCUCCACGUCGCCAUCGCCAUCACCGAGA
Molecule: messenger RNA, 793 nt
Organism: Triticum dicoccoides
Lineage: Eukaryota; Viridiplantae; Streptophyta; Magnoliopsida; Poales; Poaceae
Exons: 2
Coding region: 1-762 (253 amino acids)
Source: RefSeq, a predicted model, not a curated record